Messenger RNA from Phalaenopsis equestris, 567 nucleotides. RefSeq lists its product as uncharacterized. Lineage: Eukaryota; Viridiplantae; Streptophyta; Magnoliopsida; Asparagales; Orchidaceae. Bases 59 to 493 code for a protein of 144 amino acids. The record is from RefSeq and is a predicted model, not a curated record. The transcript has 3 exons.
AGAAUAAGUUUCACUUCCUAAGGGAAAGUUACAUGCAUACUUCAAAAUUCUUAGCACAAUGUCGACAAUCGAGAGAACCAAAAGCACAAGUGCUGGCAGUUCAAACUCUGCUGUGGAGAUGAAUUCUCAGGCCACACCUCAACCAAUUGAAAAGAAGCUGGCUUUUUAUUCGAGAGAACUGAAGGCCAAACAUAUGGAGAUCGGGCGCAUCAUUUACAAGUUUAAAAAGUUGAAUAACUCCAGUAAUAUUGCGUUAUUGUCAUUGAAGCAAGAGUACAUAAAACGCAACGAAGAAUUAUUCUCCAUUUUGAGUCUUUUCGUCAGCACAAAUAAAAAACUGAUAGAUGCUCGUGAAGAGUUGGAGCACACACGAGCUAGCCUUGACCAAUUCAAGGAAAUAUUGCAAGCUUACGAAAAUAAGGUGUUCACCCUUGAAGAAGAGAAUAGAAGACUACGAUCAUUGAGGAGACGUACUAAUCUAGGAACCAAGUAAUCCCUCUUAUGCGUCAAGGACAUAUGAAGAACAAUAAAUUUACUUUAUAAGUUUGUGAGAAAACAUGCAUUUUG